Camellia sinensis is the source of this 2094-nucleotide messenger RNA. RefSeq names its product FGGY family of carbohydrate kinase. The record is from RefSeq and is a predicted model, not a curated record. NCBI's taxonomy places the organism in Eukaryota, Viridiplantae, Streptophyta, Magnoliopsida, Ericales, Theaceae. Gene Ontology annotation, biological process: carbohydrate phosphorylation; pentose metabolic process. Gene Ontology annotation, molecular function: D-ribulokinase activity. Gene Ontology annotation, cellular component: cytoplasm.
AAAGCAAUGGUUGGUACAAGAAGAACAUCAUCUGAUACAACCCCACUCCUGGACCCCCAACACCACCACCAUCAUAGCUAUUCCAAUCGCCCCUCCUCCGCCUCCGCCUCCGCCUCAAUGGCCGCCGGGUCUCCCUUCUCCGCCGUCGCCACCCCCCGCGGCUCCUCCGUCUUCCUCGGCGUUGACGUCGGCACCGGCAGCGCCCGCGCAGGUCUGUUUGAUGAGAAUGGAAAACUUCUAGGUUCUGCUAGCAGCCCAAUACAGAUUUGGAAGGAGGGUGACUGUGUUGAGCAAUCUUCAACUGAUAUUUGGCAUGCAAUCUGUGCGGCUGUGAAAUCAGCAUGUUCCCUUGCAAAUGUUGCUGGGGAAGACGUAACGGGUUUGGGAUUUGCCGGUACUUGUUCCCUAGUUGCUGUGGAUUCUGAAGGCUCCCCUGUUUCAGUUUCUUGGAGUGGUGAUUCAAGGAGAAAUGUGAUAGUAUGGAUGGACCAUAGAGCUGUAAAACAAGCUGAGAGGAUAAAUUCAUGUAACUCAACAGUAUUACAGUACUGUGGUGGUGCUCUUUCUCCUGAAAUGCAACCACCUAAGCUUUUAUGGGUGAAAGAAAAUUUGCGAGAAUCAUGGUCAAUGGUUUUUAGGUGGAUGGACUUGAGUGACUGGUUGUCAUACAGAGCAACAGGAGAUGAUACUCGAAGUUUGUGUACCACAGUGUGCAAAUGGACAUAUCUUGGUCAUGCACACAUGCAACAGAUAGAGAAAGAGUCCCGAGAUAUGGAAGCUUGUGGAUGGGAUGAUGACUUCUGGGAGGAGAUUGGCUUAGGUGAUCUUAUGGAUGGACAUCAUGCUAAGAUAGGACGAAGUGUAGCUUUUCCUGGCCAUGCUUUGGGUUCUGGUUUAACACCUACUGCUGCGAAGGAAUUGGGUCUGAUAGCAGGACUUCCUGUGGGAACUUCGCUGAUUGAUGCUCAUGCUGGCGGUGUGGGAGUAAUGGAAAGUGUGCCUGUGUCAGAUUCUGAAUCAAAAGAGUUUGACGAGGAAGCUAUAUGCCGUCGUCUGGUAUUAGUCUGUGGAACUUCUACUUGUCAUAUGGCUGUAUCCAGGAACAAGUUGUUCAUCCCAGGGAUCUGGGGACCAUAUUGGUCAGCGAUGGUACCUGAGUAUUGGCUGACAGAGGGUGGCCAGAGUGCUACUGGUGCAUUGUUGGAUCAUAUAAUUGAAAACCAUGUUGCUUCUUCUCACCUUGCUAAUCGUGCUGCUUCUAAAGGUAUUUCUGUGUUUCAAUUACUGAACAAGAUUUUGGAGUCAAUGAUGCAUGACCUGGGAUCUCCUUUUAUUGGUGCUUUGACUGAUGAUAUACAUGUCCUUCCUGAUUUCCAUGGAAACAGGUCUCCCUUUGCAGACCCAAAGUCGAAAGGUAUUGUCUGUGGCUUAACUCUAGACACAGGUGAAAAACAGUUGGCUCUUCUAUACCUUGCCACAGUGCAGGGUAUUGCAUAUGGUACACGUCACAUCGUGGACCACUGCAAUGCCCAUGGGCACAAGAUUGAUACGCUACUUGCAUGUGGUGGACUUGCAAAGAACCCUGUGUUUAUUCAGGAGCAUGCAGAUAUCAUUGGUUACCCUAUAGUUAUGCCUCGAGAAAGUGAAUCUGUGCUCUUAGGUGCUGCCAUUCUUGGUGCUGUUGCUGCAAAGAAAUAUACUAGUGUCAAUGAGGCCAUGAAAGCACUCAAUGCAGCUGGACAGGUUGUCCGUCCAUCUGAAGACCCGAAAGUGAAGAAGUACCAUGAUGCCAAAUACCAUAUUUUCCGUGAACUUUAUGAGCACCAGCUUUCUCAUCGUUCAAUUAUGUCUCAAGCUUUGGCAUAGUUUAUGCCUGGAUUGGUUUCAAACUCAUGCAUACUGGUGCUCCUCUGUUCAAAUGCUUUCCUUGCAAAAUAAAAAUUUGAAGUGUUCUGUUUUGCAGAAUGCAACAGGAACACUGAAUCCAAUGCAGUUACUCUCAGCCUUUUUGCUGAAAAAUCAAAUGUACAGGCUAUUCUUAUGGUUCUUCUUUCUGGUUCUUAUUUAUUAUUAUUAUUUAUUUAUUUAUAUUUA